This is a messenger RNA of Phodopus roborovskii (desert hamster), 1693 nucleotides long. RefSeq names its product inactive serine/threonine-protein kinase TEX14. Gene Ontology annotation, molecular function: protein kinase activity; ATP binding. Bases 32 to 1693 code for a protein of 553 amino acids. The transcript is spliced from 12 exons. Gene Ontology annotation, cellular component: intercellular bridge; kinetochore; midbody. Gene Ontology annotation, biological process: attachment of spindle microtubules to kinetochore; mitotic spindle assembly checkpoint signaling; male meiotic nuclear division. Lineage: Eukaryota; Metazoa; Chordata; Mammalia; Rodentia; Cricetidae. The record is from RefSeq and is a predicted model, not a curated record.
UCCUAGCCGCUGCCUGGAUGGCAGCACCCCUAUGCAUGCAGGUGCCUUCUCUGGCCGAGGGUUGGUGCUGUGGCACCUGCUGCAGGCAGGAGGUGAUCUGCGCCUGCGUGACCAGCAGGGUCGCACACCUCGAGACUGGGCUGAGCAGGGUGAUGCCAAGCAGAGCUGGGAGGUGCUGGAGCUGUUGCAGUGGUGUGGCACCCACAUGUCAGCACUGGUGCAGAGUGGGGAGCUGGCCCCCACUGUGUCCCUGAGUCAGUUGCGAGCUAGCUCUGGACACAGCCUGUGUGGCUCCCUGAACCCACUAUGGCUGGCACAGGCAGACAGGGCACUGAGGCAAGGGCAGAUCAGGAGAUCCCCCCAAACCCCAGCCUUGGGGUUCGGCCAGCUGAACAGCCUGCAGCCACCGACACUGGUAAUGGGCAUCCCACUGGCAGACCCCAAGGAGCUGGUACCAACCCUGGGGGACCCUGACCGCAGCUACGAGAGCAGUUCUCACACCCUCAUGGCCAACCUCCUGUGGAAGGGCCACCCCGUGACUGUGCGGCAGCUGAAGACCCCCGAAACCCACCCUGAUGUGCUACUGGCCGACCUUCAGCACUGCAGCACCCUGCACCACCCUGGCCUGCUGCUGCUGAUGGCACUGAGCCCCUCGGAGGACCUGUCCAGACUGAGCCUGCUCUUUGAGCCAGUGUGCCUGGGAUCCCUUUACAUCCUGCUGCAUUCAGCAAGACUGGAUGAGGAGGGUCCCCAAGCGCUGCCGGGCCUCCUGCCUGGCUCUCUGCUGCUGCAGGUGGUCGAGGCCCUGUUGUUCCUGCAGUCCCGCUACUGGGCCCACGGGGGUCUCAGUUCCCACGCUGUGCAGCUAGUGCGGCCAGGCCUGGCUAAGGUGAGCCACCUAGAACACGGGCGUCCACUGCACCAGCCCAGGCUGCAGCCCAGGCUGCAACAGGAAUACCCCCAUGGAGACCCAAGGCCAGGGCUUCCCCCACCCCCUGAGCUGUACCCAUGGCUACCACUUGAGCUGAUCCGUGGUGACAUGCCAGCCACUACCUCAGACCUCUACAGCUUCUGCAUCCUGGCCCAGGAAGUCUUCACUGGACAGCUGCCGUGGGCUGGGGGAGAGGGGCCUGAGGUGAAGGCUAAGCUGGAAGCAGGCGAGAGCCCAGCCUUGCACCCCUUGCUGCCAGCCCCCUAUCAGGCCUUGGUUCAAGCUGGGCUGGGCCUAGAGCCUGCUGACCGCUGGGGCAGCCUGCAGAGCACUCGGUACCUAUUGCGAAAGGCCAUGGCCAAGGUACAGAAAGAGCAUCUGUACCGUGAAGUGGCUCCCAAGGCCAGAUCAAGGCCUGUGCUACCUUUCCCAGACCCUUCCCAGGCCCUGGAGAGUCCUGACAUCACAGGCCACAGCAGUGUCCCGCAGAGUGCAGCCUGGGACUCGGGCAGUAGCUUGACUCUAGGCAGCAGCCUCAGUCCCAGCUCCAGUCUUCAUGUAGACCCCAGCCCCAGCCCGCUCUGUUGCCCAGAGCCCAUCUCCACAAGACCCGAUAGUGAGGAGAGGGAGCUGACGGAAGACAGUCUCUUCUGCAGUCUACAGGAGAUGGAUCUGUUGGAGGAGAUCAAGGCAGAGCUGCACAAUGUGUACCACCUGGAAGACACGCCCAGGCUGAGCCCCACUCCCGGUCCAGACUCCUAG